Messenger RNA from Linderina pennispora, 1268 nucleotides. RefSeq lists its product as uncharacterized. Lineage: Eukaryota; Fungi; Kickxellomycota; Kickxellomycetes; Kickxellales; Kickxellaceae. The record is from RefSeq and is a predicted model, not a curated record. The transcript has 2 exons. The coding region runs from base 316 to 1158 and encodes 280 amino acids.
CCUUUUCUCCUUCUAAAUUUUCGCUUUUGCAAAAUAAAUACUUCUUAUUAUUUUUCGCAAAAACGAAAACCUAGUUGAAUUGAGAAGCGUCCUUUCUGAAUUCUUUCUCUAGCAAACCCCCACCUGUAUAUACCUAUUCCAAUACCCCCUUGUAUUUUGCCUCUAAGACCACUUUCCCUCCUGUCUCACUUUUUCACCUGCCCCUCCAAAGCAGCCCUCCUCACCGCAGAGCUAGCCAAACAACUAGAACGCACCCGCGUGCCCCUCCCCCACUCUAUCUCGCAAAGUCCUAUUUAUAAUACCCUUAUAAGAGCUAUGGCUGUGAAGACGAUGGACGCACUAGUCAGCCGCAACAGCACGGGCAUUUUGCCUGCCAGCCACGGCUAUGCAAAUACGAGUCAGUCGCCAGUUCCGACACUGACCAACUCGACCUCGCGGUCCUCCUCCGCGUCAUCGAGCGUCAACACAUUGUCGCCAGACUCUGGGCUCGCCACAACGCCGCGUGAUCUGCUGCCGCAGUUCAACAGCGCCGGCAAGCGCAAGCACCAAGAGCCGAUAGAGCAAGAAGCAUCCGACGCAGAGCCGCGGCCAAAGCACAAGCGGCGGCGAGCCCAGGGGAAGCGCAAGCUGACGGGCCGCGCAGACUUUGUGCGGCGGCUGGGCCUGUAUUCGAUGUACGAGGAGUACGUGCGUCCAUACACGGGCGACCGGGUGCUGCCGGACAUGGUGACGGCGUACCUGGCGGGUGUGCGGGUGCGUUUGAGCUCCGACGACAGUCUUGCUGAGCGUGCUGGAAAGGUUGGUAUUUUUUGCAUUGUGCUUGCUGCAAUGGGGAGGAGGCCGUUUAUGACCCAAUAUUACUCACCUUUAUCUUUUUUUGUCUCUAGGAUGACCACCACUACCGUCGUCGCCAGCCGUCGGCAGCUGGAUACUGAGGGCUGCAUCUUUUUCUUUCCUAGAUGCAUUUUUGGGAGGUGCUUGUUCUCCCCCCCCCUUCUCAUUAUUGACAAAAAUUUAUUCCCGUUGGUUUUUGUGCCCACGCAUGCGCGCACAAGUCAAGACGGAAAAGAAAGGGCGCCCCCGCUGGUAGGCGCUUUGGUCAACCAAUAUGCAAUAGCCGCCGCGCCCUUUUCCCUAACACCUCCCCCUUCUGUUUGACCCCCUUACACAUACUUCCCACUACUCUGCCCCUCAAAAAAACAUCGCUAGUUCAAAUUUCUUUAUCUUUAUAAACAACCCUGUAACAUCACAAUUGCUCACACCCUAAA